CCUAUCUUCAGCCUCCGCCGUUGUUGCCGCCUGCUUUCCCCGCAAUCGCUAUCCGCAUAACGCCUGCUGGUCCUAGUCUCGCCGAAAACCCACCAACUCCUCCGCCGUUGCAUCUUCCCGCCGCUCGACGCGUCACGCCGCUCGCGCCUGUCCUUCACGCCCGCCACAUCCUCUCGUACAUCGGACGUUUCGCGGUACAAGACCAUUGAGCAUUCAGAUUCGCCUGUUACGAACACACGACGUAUCUAGCCCCUCGUGGGCAUAACCUGUGGCGCAGCUGCAACCAUGAGUAUCGGCGGCAGCGACCUCGAUAGAGCGAUCACACAGCUUCGUGCAUGCCGUCCUAUACCAGAGAACCAAGUGCGGGAGUUAUGUUACAAGGCACGCGAGCUGCUGAUAGAAGAGGGGAACGUGGUGGGUGUGGAUGCGCCGGUGACGAUAUGCGGCGACAUACAUGGACAGUUCCACGACUUGAUGGAGCUAUUCCGCGUGGGUGGUGACGUGCCGGACACCAACUAUUUGUUCAUGGGCGACUUCGUGGACCGAGGCUUCUACUCGCUCGAAUCCUUUCUGCUGCUUCUCUGUCUCAAAGUUCGAUAUCCAGACCGCAUCACACUCAUUCGGGGAAACCACGAGUCGCGACAGAUCACAACCGUAUACGGCUUCUACGAUGAAUGCUUGCGGAAAUACGGCAGUGCGAACGUGUGGAGGUAUUGCUGCGAAGUAUUCGACUACCUUGCACUAGGUGCCCUCGUCACCGGCGCCGCAACAUCUCUCACCCCCACUGACGGCCCGAUCGCGGAAAACAUCAACAUAGAUAUCCCCGACGUCGACUGCGACAUCGAGAUCGAGACGCUGAAUGCCCAAGGCGAGAUCAUGUACCGCUACGCACGAAAUUCGGAUUCGCAAUCCAGUGCAGCUUCACAGGCAAACUCCAACCCGGCCUCUUCCUCCCCCAUAGCACCACCCACACCCUCUCUGGCAGGCGUUACCGGCACAGGCGCAACAUCCUCCGCCAACGGGUCGACUAGGAAUGACACCGGCGCCAUCCUCUGCGUCCACGGCGGCCUCUCCCCUCUGAUCGACACAAUUGAUAAGAUCCGAUUACUCGACCGAAAACAAGAGGUGCCCCACGAAGGCGCAAUGUGCGACCUCCUCUGGUCCGAUCCCGAUGAGAUCGAUGGCUGGGGCCUCUCGCCCCGUGGUGCGGGCUUCCUGUUCGGCGCGGAUAUCGUGAAGUGCUUCAACCACAAGAACGACCUGAGUCUCAUCGCGCGAGCGCACCAACUGGUCAUGGAAGGCUUCAAAGAAAUGUUCGAAUCAACCAUAGUAACAGUCUGGUCAGCGCCGAACUACUGUUACCGCUGCGGCAACGUAGCGGCCAUUCUGGAACUUGGCGAAGACGGCUCGAACGGGGGCUUCGUGCGGAGAAGCAACGGCGACCGGGGCGGCGGUGGCGGAGGCUGGGUGCUAGGUUCUAAUGCGGGGCCGAACGGCACCGGCGAGAACAGGAGGUUGAGCUCUGUUCUGGGAGAUAGCAUGCAGCGGACGAGAGAUGGACCGGGCAGGAGAUACAGAGUUUUUGAGGCGGCGCCGCAGGACUCGAGGGGCAUGCCGGCGAAGAAGCCCGUUGCGGAUUACUUCCUCUAGCACGGGAAGAAACGCAGGUACGCUACGAUGUCAGACAACUAGAAGAGGCAGACCGUUGACAGGAAGGGAGCGGAGUACUUUGUGUGAAGAUUCAGGAAUGGAGAUAGGGUACUGGAUGCGAAUGGAUUGGUAGGAUACCCGGAUAUGUUUUGGUACGCUGGAGAAAUCCGGUACAAUUACGAGCAACUUCUUCC
This is a messenger RNA of Trematosphaeria pertusa, 1844 nucleotides long. Its product is annotated as Metallo-dependent phosphatase. The transcript is spliced from 4 exons. Gene Ontology annotation, cellular component: cytoplasm; nucleus. The record is from RefSeq and is a predicted model, not a curated record. NCBI's taxonomy places the organism in Eukaryota, Fungi, Ascomycota, Dothideomycetes, Pleosporales, Trematosphaeriaceae. Gene Ontology annotation, molecular function: protein serine/threonine phosphatase activity. The coding region runs from base 286 to 1650 and encodes 454 amino acids. Gene Ontology annotation, biological process: double-strand break repair via homologous recombination; peptidyl-serine dephosphorylation.